Amphibalanus amphitrite is the source of this 1296-nucleotide messenger RNA. RefSeq names its product LIM homeobox transcription factor 1-beta.1-like. The transcript is spliced from 8 exons. Bases 106 to 1188 code for a protein of 360 amino acids. Gene Ontology annotation, biological process: regulation of transcription by RNA polymerase II; neuron differentiation. NCBI's taxonomy places the organism in Eukaryota, Metazoa, Arthropoda, Thecostraca, Balanomorpha, Balanidae. Gene Ontology annotation, cellular component: nucleus. Gene Ontology annotation, molecular function: RNA polymerase II transcription regulatory region sequence-specific DNA binding; DNA-binding transcription factor activity, RNA polymerase II-specific. The record is from RefSeq and is a predicted model, not a curated record.
AUGAGACUGGCGUGACGGUGCGUCGGUUUUGUCCCUGUGUUUCGGCGCCGGUUGUCUGUGACUCGUGGACUUGUGUCUGUGCGAGGAGAGGAAGCGCUGUUCGGGAUGGUGCAGGAGACUUUCGAAGCCAUAAGGAUGGCGGCUGGUGGCCAUAGUGAGGUCAAGUGCGAGCAGCUCGAGUGCUGCGCCGGCUGCAGUCUGAAGAUCACGGACCGCUUCUUGCUGCGGAUGAUGGAUGCCUCGUGGCACGAGGAGUGUCUCGUCUGCUCCGUCUGCCGCGUCCGCCUCACGCAGUCCUGCUUCACCAAGGACAACAAGGUCUUCUGCAAGUACGACUACGAAAGGCUAUACCUGUUCAAGUGUUCCGGGUGUGGGGAGCGCGCGCUGCCCCACGAGCUGGUGAUGCGCGCCCAGACACAGGUGUACCACAUGCAGUGUUUCGUGUGCGUGGUGUGCUGCCAGCUGCUGCAGAAGGGCGACCAGUUCGUGCUGCGACAGGGCCAGCUGCUCUGCAGGGCCGACUAUGAGAAGGAGAUGUUCAUGCUGCAGCAGACACAGGGAGACUUCUGGGACGCCGGCAUUCCAGGUCUGGACCUGGGUGACGAGACGGGCCGGCCUCGGGACGGUCGCAGGGGUCCCAAGCGGCCCCGAACCAUCCUGACCUCAGCCCAGCGGCGUCAGUUCAAGGCCUCGUUCGAGGUCAGCCCCAAACCGUGCAGAAAGAUCCGCGAGGCGCUGGCCAAGGAGACGGGUCUGUCGGUGCGCGUGGUGCAGGUCUGGUUCCAGAACCAGCGGGCCAAGAUGAAGAAGCUGCAGCGACGCGCCAAGCAGCAGCAGGACGGCCAGGACAAGGACAAGCCGGACAAGAAGGACGCCGCCGACCCCGCCGACAAGAAGGCAGAUACUGAUUAUGUGGCCGACAGUCCAUACGGCUCUGGAACGCCCAGCGUCGGUCACCCGUACUCCCCUGACGCACAAUCAAACGAGAGUUUCUGUGGCUCGGAUGACGUCAGUCUCGAGGACACCGCCUCAUUUGAGAACCUCGACGAGAGCCACGCCGAACCCAACAUGAUGCAGACGUCGUCAGCCCCACAGCCGCUGGACAUGAUGCAAAACUACGGCAGCAUCAACCCCAUCGACAAGCUGUACCUCAUGCAGAACUCGUACUUCACCGACCGUGACCACUGAGGACCCGCUACUGCAGGCAAAUGAUGGACAGGACUCGCCGUCACGUCCGAACCAAGCCGAGAAAAACUAGCCGAGGAGCCGGCAGAACAGGCCCUACUGUUAACGCCA